Molecule: messenger RNA, 2693 nt
Organism: Melopsittacus undulatus (budgerigar)
Lineage: Eukaryota; Metazoa; Chordata; Aves; Psittaciformes; Psittaculidae
Gene: FICD
Product: FIC domain protein adenylyltransferase
Exons: 3
Coding region: 79-1440 (453 amino acids)
Molecular function (GO): protein binding
Source: RefSeq, a predicted model, not a curated record
GUGGGGGUGAUGAGGGACCCGGCCUGAGGUGGGAGCGGAGGGGAAGGAGAUGCUCCUCAGGUCUGUGCUGGAAGCAGGAUGAACCUGGUGUCUAUGGCAACGGAUCCCAAGCUGCAAUGGGUAACGCUGUGGGCCCGCAUCAGGUGGGCAGCAGCGCUCGGGCUGCUCCUGGGCCUGCUCAUGGUGCUGCUGCUGCCGGCUGUGGAGGACCAGUGCCAGGCGGUGCUCCAGGGGCUCUCCUUCCUGAAGGGUAAACUGGGCUCUGGCUCCUCCGGCCUCACCAGGUACACGGGGCACAGCACAGAGCUCAGCGUGGCCUCCAACGGGCUGGAGCUGCUGGUGCUGAAAGGCAAAGCCUCCCCAGAGGUGAAGUUGGAAGCUAGAGCAGCUCUGAACCAAGCCCUGGAAAUGAAGCGCCAAGGCAAGCGGGAGAAAGCCCACAAACUCUUUGUGUAUGCCCUCAAAAUGGACCCUGAUUAUGUGGAUGCCCUGACUGAGUUUGGGAUCUUUUCUGAAGAGGAAAAAGACAUUAUUCAAGCCGAUUACCUGUAUUCCAAAGCACUCACCAUUUCCCCCUUCAACGAGAAGGCUUUGAUCAAUCGGGACCGGACACUUCCUUUGGUGGAAGAGAUUGACCAGAGGUAUUUCAGCAUUAUCGACAGCAAGGUGAAGAAGGUGAUGGCAAUUCCCAAAGGCAAUUCUGCCCUGCGCAGGGUGAUGGAGGAGUCCUACUACCACCACAUCUACCAUACGGUUGCUAUUGAAGGCAACACUCUGACGCUGUCCGAAAUACGGCACAUCAUUGAGACCAGAUACGCCGUUCCAGGGAAGAGCUUAGUGGAGCAGAACGAGGUGAUCGGGAUGCACGCAGCUCUCAAGUAUGUCAACACCACCCUGGUAUCCCGGAUCGGCUCAGUGACCACCAGUGACAUCCUGGAGAUCCACCGGAGGGUGCUGGGCUAUGCUGACCCGCUGGAAGCAGGGCGCUUCAGGACUACUCAUGUGUUUGUAGGACAUCACAUCCCACCACAUCCCCGGGAUGUUGAGAAGCAGAUGGAGGAGUUUGUGCAGUGGCUGAACUCAGAAGAUGCCAUGAGCUUGCACCCUGUGGAAUUCGCUGCUUUAGCCCACUACAAGUUGGUUUAUAUCCAUCCAUUUACAGAUGGCAAUGGGAGGACCUCACGCCUGCUGAUGAACCUCAUCCUAAUGCAGGCAGGUUACCCCCCCAUCACCAUCCGCAAGGAGCAACGGGCUGAGUAUUAUCAUGUCCUGGAAGUGGCCAACGAGGGUGAUGUGAGGCCUUUCAUACGCUUCAUUGCAAAGUGUACGGAGACAACUCUGGACAUGCUGCUCAUUGCCACCACAGAGUACUCCGUGGGCUUACCUGAGGCAGAUGGCAGCACUGCUGGAUGCAAACAAACCAUCCCCGUCAAGACUUGAUGGUUGUGGACAUGGCAGAGCCACUGAACACCAAGGCACAUGGUAUUCCUGCUGGGAAAUAACUGGACAGGAGGUGCCACUCUUUAGCAUUUUAUUUAAAGUGUCUUACAUUGGGUUAAAUUAAUAUAAUUUAUUUAUAUACAUUAUGUCAAGCUGAAAUAUGAACUGUUGAUGGUGACUGUGUACUAGAACUUGCUUGUGCUACUGGAAGGAGUGGGGAGAGGGAUUUGAGGGGCUCCACAGGCUCAAGUGGAAUUUACUUUCUCCUUAAGUUUAAGCUUUGAGCAGCUGCUCCAAUCACAGCCCUUCACCUGGGUUACUUGCAGUUGCCUUUGUACAAGUGGGAAGCAUUUGGUUUAGGAUUACAGAUGACGUGGCUGGAACAAAGAGAAGAAAUGCUGACUUACAUCACUGAGCUGCAAGGUGCUCCAAGGCCUGGCCUCAGCCCCACGUCACCCAGCAGGAUCCCUGGGCACUGCAGGGAUCUGUAUCCUUACACAGUUCAGGGCUUGGAAAGGGCUUCUACAAAGCUGCAGGCAGAAAAGGUUGUUCUAUACAACCUCUGUCAGUGGUGCUAAUCUGGUGAGAAUGGGCAUGGAAAAGUUGCCAAAAACCUGAAGUUCUUUCAAUCUGCACAAUUAGUUACUAGUAAUAACAUGUCCUCUGACAAAUGCAUCAGGAACACACGAGGCCUCCCUGUGCUGCAGGGGCAGUUCAUGCAGUUCCUGGAAGCUGCUGUGCAGUACCAAGAAGUGCACUUUGUUUUUAAGGUAAAAGCACCCAGAGCUUGACCCAGAACAGCUCCCUCCACCCCUACCUGCUAACUGAUCCCAACACCCUUCAAUUCAGAAACCUUGGGAUUCAAUCCAGUUUAGACAGCUGCAAAGCUCAACCCCUUUGCCAAACAGCAUAAGAGUGUCCCUGGCCAGAGUUAGGCUUUUCCCUUCCUACUUCCUUCCCUGCAAGGUAGCCAGGAUGCAUCUUCUACAAGCAGACAAGAGACUGGGAGUUACCUGUCUUCUCCAGCACCACACUAUGCUACUGCUGCCAGGGAAAGCAGACAAUAAAUGGAUGAGGAAGGUUGCUCUGUCCUUACAAAGUAUGCUUAUUUUUGUAGUGUAAGUAUGCUUAUUUUUGAGUACAAACAGAAUCUGCACUUUAGAGCUUGGGGGGUGUGUUGGGGGGAGGAAAUGCAAUGUUAUUUUAGUAACAGAUUAUUAAACUAUUUUAAUAUUAAAGUCUUUUGUUUGGAA